AUGGACGAGGAUGAUACCCUUCUCGGCUAUGAGGGAGAUGCCUCCAAUCACAUGAUGCUCGGCGACGAGAAUGGUUUCGCGGCAAGGGGUCAAGACGGAGGAACCUUCAUAAUGGGCGCCCAGCCGUCGGCCGACCUGGUGGUGUGGGGCACCAACAUCAACAUCGUAAAGAUUCAAGAGGAUUUUAGCGAUUUCUUCAGCAGCUAUUGCGAGAUGGGCAAUUCCGAGCCGCUCUACCUUGGCCUGCUGCGCCGCGUCGUUGAUACACAGGUGGGCUACAUCAACAUCGACUGCGAGCACCUUCACUCCCACAGCCCCGACCUCUACGACAACCUGGUCAACUACCCUACCGAAGUCGUGCCGCUCUUCGACUCAGUCGUGCAAGAGCUCGUCAACGAGGAGCUGGCCCGACGGGGAGACAUGCAAGAGGGCACAGUGCUGCAGGUGCAGGUGCGCACGUUCAACCUGAUGGACCUCAAGUCGAUGCGGGACCUCAACCCGACCGACCUCGACAAGCUCAUCGCGGUCAAGGGCAUGAUCACGCGCACCGGCGCCGUGCUGCCCGACCUCAAGGAGGGCUUCUUCCGCUGCGGCGCCUGCGCGGCCGAGAUGCGCGUGCAGAUCGAUCGCGGCCGCAUCGCCGAGCCGGCCAUCUGCGAGAACUGCAACACGCGCGGCGCCAUGGAGCUCAUCCACAACCGCUGCUGGUUCGCCGACAAGCAGGUCAACAAGCUCCAGGAGACCCCCGAGUCCAUACCCGACGGCGAGACGCCCGCCACCGUCUCCAUCUACGCCUACGACACGCUCGUCGACGUCGCCAAGCCGGGCGACCGCGUCGUCGUCACCGGCAUCUACCGCGCCUCGCCCGUCCGGCCCAACUCCUUCCAGCGCACCACACACGCCAUCUACCGCACAUGCUCGUGCUCGAAGCGGAAGCUGAAACACGUGGACGUGCUGCACUACAAGAAGGAGGAGACGAACACGCUGGGCGUGGGCGAUGAGGAGGCCAUGGGCGAGGUGGACAGCGGCGUCAGCGCUAGCCAGUCCGCCAGCCAGCAGACGGGGUGGUCGGAGCCCUCGCAGCCCUCGCUCUCGCAGUCUACGGCGAGCGCGCCGGUCGUCGAGGAGGGCACCACGGUGGCGGCGCACUUGGAAGAGAAGAAGCGAAAGAUCGAAGAGCUGGCCACGCGUCCCGACAUCUACGAACUCCUCGCCCGAUCCGUCGCGCCUGGCAUUUGGGGGCUGGACGACAUCAAGAAGGGAAUGCUGCUGCAGCUCUUUGGCGGCACCGGCAAGCGCUUCAAGGGCGGUGGCGCCCCUCGCUGCCGCGGUGAAAUCAACAUCCUGCUGUGCGGCGACCCUGGUACGUCGAAGUCGCAGCUGCUGAGUUCGGUGCACAGACUGGCCCCGCGCGGCAUCUACACGUCGGGCAAGGGCUCGUCCGCAGUCGGUCUCACGGCCUACAUCACGCGCGAUCCCGACACCCGGCAGACCGUCCUUGAGUCCGGCGCCCUCGUCCUUUCCGAUCGCGGUCUCUGCUGCAUCGACGAGUUCGACAAGAUGUCGGACCACACGCGAAGUAUUCUGCACGAGGCGAUGGAGCAGCAGACCGUGUCGGUGGCCAAGGCCGGUAUCAUUUGUACGCUCAAUGCGCGCACGUCGAUCCUCGCCUCGGCCAACCCGCGCGACUCGCGAUACAACCCCCGCCUCUCCGUGGUCGACAACAUCCAGUUGCCGCCCACGCUCCUCUCUCGUUUCGAUUUGAUCUUCCUGGUGCUCGACCGAGCAGACCAGGAGAGGGACAGGCGGCUUGCGCAGCACAUCGUCUCGCUCUACACCGACCACGCGAGUCGAUCGCGGCCCGUUCAGGACAUCCUCGAUACGCAGGCGGUCAAGGACUACAUCGCCUACGCCCGCGCUCACGUCCACCCGGUCAUCUCCGACGAGGCGGCCACGCUGUUGGCCGAGGAGUACGUGGCGAUGCGACGACUGGGCCGUGGCCACGGAAAGACCAUCACCGCCACCACGCGUCAGCUGGAAUCGCUAAUCCGAUUGUCCGAGGCGCAUGCCCGCAUGCGCUUGUCGCAGGUUGUCGACCUCGACGCCGUAAAGGAGGCGGCCCGCCUCGUGCGCGUUGCCCUCCACCAGGCGGCGACCGACCCGCGCACGGGCACAAUCGAUAUGGACCUUCUCACCACGGGCCGCUCGGCCACCGCUCGCGAGCGCACGUCAGACCUCGCCAACGCCAUCCAGCAACUCCUCCUCGCCCACACCGGCGGUGUGCGGGUGGCGCAGAUUGUGGACGCCCUUCGACGGCAGUCGUCAGUGGAGGUGUCGGUGGGUGACGUAAAGGACGCCCUCCAACAGCUGUGCUCACAAGGCACCGUGCAGGGCACAGGCGAGGCCAGCAACCCCCUCUACGCCCUCGUGUAA
Molecule: messenger RNA, 2433 nt
Organism: Acanthamoeba castellanii str. Neff
Lineage: Eukaryota; Discosea; Longamoebia; Acanthamoebidae
Product: DNA replication licensing factor mcm4, putative
Exons: 12
Coding region: 1-2433 (810 amino acids)
Biological process (GO): mitotic DNA replication initiation; DNA strand elongation involved in DNA replication; double-strand break repair via break-induced replication
Cellular component (GO): nucleus; MCM complex
Molecular function (GO): single-stranded DNA helicase activity; single-stranded DNA binding; ATP binding
Source: RefSeq, a predicted model, not a curated record